UGUUAUUUUAAAAUGAAAAUAAGAAAUAGUCAUUACUAAACACGAUUUAGGUCACUAAGCAUUGAUUGCACCGCGCCCGGGUAUACAGCGAGUGAUCGGGACUGUUCCAGCAUAUACCGGUUAGCUGUCACAGAGAGAGGGUGCAGGCUUGAGUUUUGGAACAUGGAAGAUUCUGAGAUCGAUAAUCCUGAAAGUACCUCUUCGUCCAUUUCAGAGGAUAUUGAAGCACUGUCUCAAGCGCUUUCUCCUUCUAAGGCACAAACCCAAAUGGAUUUAAAUCCAGCAGACACCAUGGCGACGACUGAAGAACCUGUGGAUCCAUUUAGUAAAGUUGAGAGCGAAGGACAGGAGGAAAUUAACGACUUUCUUCAUCAAGAAGAGAAAAGCGAUAAUUAUGAAGAAAAUUCAAAUGUACAUCCAACUGAAGUGGCAGUUCUAGGGAAUGAUGAGACUGAGUUGGAUUUGAUAAGUACUAAGAGUCCUGAGGACGAAAAUGAAGAUUUUUUUGCAAGUACACCUCCACCGAUGAACAUGGGAUCCAGCAACAUGUUAAAAAACGUGACAGAUCUACCGAACCUUGUGAAUUCUUCAGGAAAUGAAGAAGAGCUUGAAACAAAUGAGGACUUGACUAUUCAAGGAAAUGAAGAUGUAAAAAGUGUUCAAAGUCUUCGGCAGGACGAGGGAGUUAUAUUCCCAAGGGCGUCUUCUGUGGCGUCUGUAAAAUCAGGCCUGCCUCCCUUGAAUCCUGAAAAUUCAAUAACUCUAGGCGAGUCAGAAACUCAGAAGGAUAUUGAUGCUGAUGAAACAAAGGAAGGAAACGAGGAGAGUUCUGAAAGUCCUCAAGCAGAAGCAGAGGAGGGAGAUAUGGUUGCAAGAUCAUCACCUUUUGUGUCUAUGUUACCUGAAAAUGAGCAAAUAGAUAAUGAAGUAACUCCCAUAAAUCUUGAAAACUCUUCAACAAAUGCAAAUGAGGAUGAAAAUGAAGACCAAACUACAUCUUCAUUUGACUUUUAUUGGAAAAGUAAACUUGAAAACGAGUCCUUCAAUUUGCAACCAACCAAAGCAUCUGCUUUAGAAAGUGAUCAGACCAUGGAAGAAAGUUAUCAAAAUGAUAAAGGUUUUCCUCUGGAUGACUAUGAAGAAGAGUUAUCACAAAUACCAGAAGAGGAAGUCAUAACUGCAGAAGCACACGAUGAAGAGGAAGUUAUAUCUGCAGAAGCACAUGAAGAGGAAGAAAUUCAGUCUGCAGAAGCACAAGAAGGAGACGAAGUUCAGUCUGCAGAGGCACAAGAAGAGGAAGAAUUUAAAUCCCAAGAUGAACCUUUCAUGACAACUGCAGGUGAUGUAAGUCAAAGAAUACAGGCUGAUGUUAAUCUUCCAGAAGUGUACUUUACAGUAGGAUACAAGAAUCAGUUUAGUGAAGAUGUGGAGAAGCCAUUCACAUCCUUCUACAGGGAUCAACUUCCUUAUGUUGGUGAGGACAGUAUUCAGUAUUUUAAGUAUAAAGGAACUAAAGUCUGGGACAAAGUUGAAGGCUUUGAUCAUGUAUUUUGCAGUGUUGGGACUGAUGUCGCAAUUGAGGAAAAAAUAAAUGAAAUUGAAGAAUACUUAGCAAAAAGAGCGCUUUCCUUUACUCCUGAUGAUGAAGCAAGUGAAGAAGACAAUUUUGUUCUUUUGGGAGGUGGCAGCUAUGGUACAGGGUUGGCAGACAGUUUUUCAGGCUCAGUUAAACCCAAAGCCACACAUUUCCUGUGCAUAAAAGUGAAGAAUGAUCAAGUGAAAUCUAUAGCUGCAAAGGUAAAAGAACAUUUGCUUAACAAGGAACCAGAUCUUUAUAAGUGUACAUUGCCAAACGAACGUUUACAUGUCACUCUUGCUAGGGUCCAUUGCAGUGCUCAAGAUGCAAUCAUCGAAAUCAACAACAUGCUAAGAGGUUUGCGACCACGUAUUCAAGACCUUGUUGGUAGUUCUGAAUUUGAAAAUCCUCAGCGGAUUAUAAGAGCUCGAGGAUUAUCAACCUUUGGCAAUCAAGUAUUGUAUGUCAAACUUGAUGUUCCAGCAGCCUUUAUUUCUGUGAUUGAGAAGCUUCAGGAGUCUCUCUCUCGUAUCAAAAAUGUUAUUGUUACUAACCACUUUGAGUCUAUUCCUCAUAUGGUUCUCAUGAAAGUGGAUAAUACAACUGCCCGGAAAAGGGGGUUUAAUAACUUUGAUUCCAGUCUCUACAAAGACUAUGUUAAUCAAGACUUUGGAAUGAUUACAUUUGAUAACAUUCAUUUCUGUCUCAUUGAUGAUAUAAGGGAUCAGGAUGGAUUUUAUAUCACAAGCAAGAAAAUUGAGUUUUAAUUGUGUGAAGAUUUUGGGCCAUAUUCACUUAUUAAGUACUAAAUAAAUCUGUUGCACAUGCACAUACAUUAAUGCUACUGUCAUAGAAUUAUGAUAUGCUUUUAUUUAUUUAUUGAAAAAUAUCUGCUGUGUCAACACCUAUAGCCAUAUGAGGAAUUUUUUUGGUUCAUAAGGUGAUGUUUAUGGAUUCCCUGAAUGGCUAAUGGUAAAAACAAAUAAAUAUGCCAGACAUCAAAUGUCAUACAGUAUUAUGGUAAAGUUUUGUGGUAAAAAGGUUAAAAAUGAAUUAACAUUUAGGACAAAAUAUGUUAUAUAUCAAAGGUUGUAGAAGGCUGUAGGUUAGUAUGGUAGUGAAAAGGGUAAAGAGUAAAGAGCAAACAGUGUAUGAAGGCCAAUCAGGACUGACGCAGAGCAAGCUAUUCAUACUUUCAGUGUGGUUCUCACACUUUAGGAUGUGGACAGAUGGUAAUGAAGAAGAGAAGGAAAAGGAAAGUGGGAGAAGAAAAGACCAUGCAAAAUUAGUUGAGACGAGGGCUGAGAUCCAAGGUAGGGCUGAUCCCGUACAUU
Messenger RNA from Penaeus vannamei (Pacific white shrimp), 2910 nucleotides. RefSeq lists its product as uncharacterized. Lineage: Eukaryota; Metazoa; Arthropoda; Malacostraca; Decapoda; Penaeidae. The record is from RefSeq and is a predicted model, not a curated record.